This is a messenger RNA of Neltuma alba, 2217 nucleotides long. Its product is annotated as nudix hydrolase 3-like. Lineage: Eukaryota; Viridiplantae; Streptophyta; Magnoliopsida; Fabales; Fabaceae. Bases 1 to 2193 code for a protein of 730 amino acids. Gene Ontology annotation, molecular function: dipeptidyl-peptidase activity. The record is from RefSeq and is a predicted model, not a curated record. Gene Ontology annotation, cellular component: cytoplasm. The transcript is spliced from 20 exons.
AUGGCCGACUGCCGAGGAGUUCAUGUGUGGAUUUUUGCAGAGAGCCAAAAGCAAGUGCUCCUGCAACGACGUCGUGUUGGCUUGUGGGAUCUCCCCGCUUCUGCCACCCUUUCUGCUUCUUCUUCCUCCCUCUUCACCGCUCGGAAGGAGGUCAAAGAGAAGUUAGGCGUAACCCUUCCAAAUGAUGCAUUCGAACUACUAUUUGUUUUCCGUCAAGAUGGGUCAUUUAAUUCGAGUUUCAGUGUCAUAAAUGAUGUAUAUCUUGUCACAACGAUUGAUCCAAUACCUUUGGAGGCAUUUACUCUUCAGAAAACAGAAGUUUCAGGGGUCAAAUAUAUGUGUUUCGAACAGUACAAAAAGCUACUGACCAAGAAAGAUUCAGAUUAUGUGCCUUAUGAUGUUGAGGGACAGUACGGUCAACUUUUUAAUACUUUUGAAACGAGGUACAGGGAGAAUACUGUGGCUCGCAGUUUGACUCUACAAAAACAACUAAAACGCUAUGCUCCUAUUUCCCUCAAUGCUGAGUUAUCAGGGCUUACUGAAUCAGACAGAGAGGCUCUGGUUUUUAUUGUCAAGGCUGCAGCUAUUAUGAAUGAAGUCUUUUAUCUCCAGGCUUGGCACAGUAAUCCAAUUCUAAGAGAUUGGUUGAAGAAGCAUUCUGAUAGAUCAGAGUUAGAUAAGCUGAAAUGGUCCUAUUAUCAGAUUAACAAGACCCCAUGGUCAAGCCUUGAUGAAGACAAGGCAUUUUUGACAACAGCAGAUUCAGCAAUAAAGUUGCUUCCAAGGGCAACAGGGGCAGUUAAAGGGUGGAAGGGCUUGGAAUACAGAGCAGCGUUUCCUGUUGUGAAGCCAGCUGGUGCAAAUUUUUACCCUCCAGACAUGGACAAGACGGAAUUUGAAGCAUGGAAGAACAGCGUAGAACAGGAACAACAGAAAGAAGCAACAGGAUUUUUCACUGUUAUCAAAAGGCACAGUGAGUUUUAUUUGGAUUCUGAUAUAUCAGAUAACAAAAUGGGUGCUACCAGUGAUCUUUAUGUAGUCCCUUAUUCUCAAGAGUACAAAUCUCUUCUCGCCAAAGCAGCAGAAUUAUUACAUAAAGCUGGGGAUCUUACCAGUUCACCAAGUUUGAAGAGAUUUCUACAUAGCAAGGCUGACGCUUUCCUUUCAAAUGAUUAUUAUGACUCUGAUCUAGCCUGGAUGGAGUUGGACUCGAAGUUGGAUAUUACUAUUGGGCCAUAUGAGACUUAUACAGAUAAACUUUUUGGAUAUAAGGCUACUUUUGAAGCAUUUAUUGGAGUCCGGGAUGAGAAAGCUUCAGCUCAACUAAAACUCUUUGGUGAUAAUUUGCAAGUUUUGGAGCAAAAUCUCCCACUGGACAAUGUAUACAAAUCCGAAAAUGUAAAUGCUGCACCUAUCCGUAUCAUCCAGCUUAUAUAUAAUGCUGGGGAUGUCAAGGGACCACAGAUUGUUGCUUACAAUCUACCAAAUGAUGAGCGGAUAGUAAAAGAUAGAGGAACAUCAAUGGUCAUGCUUAAGAAUGUUCAAGAGGCUAAGUUUAAGCAUAUUCUUCUGCCCAUUGCUAAAGUAUGUGUUGCAAAGGAACAACAAGAACUUGUGGAUUUUGAAUCAUUCUUUACCCAUACAAUUUGCCAUGAAUGCUGCCAUGGGAUUGGACCUCAUUCCAUAACACUUCCAAAUGGUCAGAAGUCUACAGUGAGAUUGGAAUUGCAAGAAUUUCACUCUGCUAUGGAAGAAGCAAAAGCUGAUAUAGUUGGUCUGUGGGCACUGAGGUUCCUAAUCCACAAGGGCUUGCUUUCUGAGACCUUAUUGAAGUCCAUGUAUGUUUCUUUUCUGGCUGGAUGCUUCCGCUCAGUGCGUUUUGGCUUAGAGGAAGCUCAUGGAAAAGGACAGGCAUUGCAGUUCAAUUGGCUAUAUGAGAGAGGGGCAUUUAUCUGGCAUGCUGAUGGAACAUUUUCAGUUGAUUAUUCUAAGGUUGAAGAUGCAGUUGAAAGUCUGAGCAGAGAGAUACUGACCAUACAAGCCAAAGGUGACAAAGAGGCUGCAGGCUUGCUUCUCCAGAAAUAUGGCAUCAUCUCAGAACCACUCAAACUUGCUCUGGACAAGUUGGAGCAUGUCCAGGUGCCUGUUGACAUAGCCCCCUCCUUUCCCAUUGCUGAAAAAAUAUUGGAGUAAAUUGAUUGAAAAAAGCCAAGGCCA